Molecule: messenger RNA, 3564 nt
Organism: Lipotes vexillifer (Yangtze River dolphin)
Lineage: Eukaryota; Metazoa; Chordata; Mammalia; Artiodactyla; Lipotidae
Gene: WWC3
Product: WWC family member 3
Exons: 23
Coding region: 271-3564 (1097 amino acids)
Biological process (GO): cell migration; regulation of hippo signaling; negative regulation of organ growth
Cellular component (GO): cytoplasm
Molecular function (GO): kinase binding; molecular adaptor activity
Source: RefSeq, a predicted model, not a curated record
CCCCCCGCCGCGGCCCCCGCGCCCCCCGCGCCCUCCGCGCCGCCACCCCCACGGGCUCGGGAGAGCGCCGAGCUGCCGCUGCCCGCCGGCUGGGAGGAGGCGCGCGACUACGACGGCCGCGUCUUCUACAUCGACCACAACACGCGCCAGACGUCGUGGAUCGACCCCCGCGACCGGAUAACAAAGCCAUUGACCUUUGCCGACUGUGUUGGGGAUGAACUUCCUUUAGGAUGGGAAACUGUAUAUGAUAAACAAAUUGGAAUUUAUUACAUGGACCACAUAAAUAAGCUUACCCAGAUUGAGGAUCCCAGAGAACAGUGGAGGCGGGAGCAGGAACGGAUGCUGAAGGAGUAUUUAAUUGUAGCCCAGGAGGCCCUCAACGCCAAGAAAGAAAUCUACCAGAUUAAGCAGCAGCGUUUCGAGCUGGCCCAGGAGGAAUACCAGCAGCUGCACAAGAUGUGCGAGGAUGACGGCCGCUCGUACGCCAGCUCCUUCUUUGGAUAUUCAACAAAUACAAAGUACGACCCAUACCAAAUUAAAGCAGAAAUAGCAAGUCGUCGGGAUAGGCUUUCCAGAUUAAAACGAGAGCUGACCCAGAUGAAGCAAGAACUGCAGUACAAAGAAAAGGGGGUGGAGACCCUGCAAGAGAUUGAUCGUAAGAUGUCAAGUGCUCACACCAAUUACAAACUGGAUGAGGCUCAGGCUAUAAUGAGCGAGCUCAGGACCAUCAAGAAAGCCAUUUGUACAGGCGAGAAGGAGAGGCGGGAUCUGAUGCAAAGCCUGGCUAAGCUGACUGAUGGCUUCAGGAAUAGCUGUUCUCUUACCGACCCUCUGCAAGAGUUCCCUCCCAGUGCAGGCGCGCUGGGCGAGUCUUUACCUCACCAGUUCUGCGAUGCUGGGUCUCAGACUGAGGUCAUCGGCGAGUUCGUCUUUGAUGAUAAAACAAGGCUUGUGGACCGAGUCAGGCUUAACUGGCAGUAUGAGGAAGCCAGAAAGAGAGUCUCAAGUAUCCAGAGGCAGCUGGCCCAGUUUGAGAGCGAGUCCUGGCCGGGCAUGGCCGAGGCCGACAGGGACCGGCUGCAGCUCAUCAAGGAGAAGGAGGCCCUGCUUCAGGAGCUGCAGCUCAUCAUCCAGCAGAGGAGGCCGGCGGAGGACGUGGCCCGGCUGGAGGAGGAGCGGCGGCGCCUGGAGGAGGAGCUCCAGCGCUCCCGGGCCACAUCCGUGCAGGGUGCCACGGAAAGGAUUCUACUUCAGGAAAAAAGAAACUGUCUCCUGAUGCAGCUGGAAGAAGCCACCCGCAUAACGUCCUAUCUCCAGUCCCAGUUACAAAGCCUGUCCGCCAGCACCCUGACCAUCUCCUCGGGGAGCAGCCGCGGCUCCCUGGCCUCCAGCCGGGGCUCGCUGGCCUCCAGCCCGGGCUCCCUGAGCUCUGUCAGCUUCACCGACAUCUACGGCCUCCCGCAGUACGAGAAGCCCGACGCCGAGGGCGGCCCGCUCCUGCGCUUCGACCUCGUCCCCUUCGACUCCCUGGGCCGGGACGUCCCCUUGGCGGACGCCCCGGGCCCCGCGGGCCUCCACAAACAGAGGCGCUCCCUGGACACGCCGCAGUCCCUGGCGUCCCUGUCCUCGCGCUCCUCGCUGUCCUCGCUGUCCCCGCCCAGCUCGCCCUUGGACACGCCCUUCCUCCCGGCCUCACGAGACUCGCCCCUGGCGCAGCUCGGGGACGCCUUCGAGGUGGCGGGCGUGGGCGCCCUGGACAGGCUGCGCGCUCAGGCCUCCACCGUGGGGGACGAAGACCCGCCGGGCGCGGCGUCCCUGCCGCCGCACGGGUGCCCCGGGGACGGGGAAGGACCUCACGAGCGAGGACCGCAAGCGGCUGCCGCUCCCACGGCUGCAACAGCGACCCCCCGAGAAGACAGCGCCCAGAGGCUGGAGCGGAGAGCGCGCUGCGUGUCCGCCUGCCUGUCCGAUUACUCGCUGGCCAGCGACAGCGGCGUGUUUGAACCUCCCACCAAGAGGAGUGAGGAUGCUGACGAGCCUGCGCGUGGAGACGCUUGCGGUAACGAGGGGCCCCAGAUCCAUGUUGGAUUUUUGCACGACAGUGCCAGCGAGUGUCUCCUCGUGAACGUGCUCCAACUGAAGAACUUUGCCGGGCUGGUGGUGAAGGAAGACUGCAAAAUACACAUCCGCGUCUAUUUGCCCCCGCUUGACUCCGGCACGCCAAACACUUACUGCUCUAAGGCUCUGGAAUUGCAAGCCCCCUUGAUAUUUAAUGAAGUUUUCAGAAUCCCUGUGCAUUCAAGCAUGGUGACGUUGAAGUCCCUUCAGUUAUACGUGUGCUCAGUGAAUCCGCAGCUGCAGGAAGAACUGCUGGGCAUUGCUCAGAUUAACUUGGCUGAUUACGAUGGUUCGAGCGAGAUGCAGCUGCGCUGGUACUCGGUGCAGGUGUUCACCGGCCCCGAGCCCCCCCGGCGGGAGGAUGAGCGGCUGGGACACAGCGACUCCCGGGACCCUGCGCCCGCCACGUCUGGAAAGACAGACGCGGUGACAGUGCUGCUGGCGAGAACCACGGCCCAGCUGCAGGCGGUGGAGAGAGAGCUGGCCGAGGAGCGGGUGAAGCUGGAAUACACGGAGGAGGAGGUCGUGGAGAUGGAGCGCAGGGCGGAGCAGGCCGAGGCUGUGUCCGAGAGGAGUUGGCAAGCCGACUCGCUGGACAGUGGCUGUAGCAGCUGCGCCCAGACCAGCCCCCCACACCCAGAGCCCUGCUGCGUUGGUGUCAGCUCCAUCCAUGGACACACGUUUGCUGGCCAGGCAGACCCUUACGGCCCGGAGAAACUUCAGCCCCCACCUCUGAAGGUUGAUAAGGAAACCAACACAGAAGAUCUCUUCCCGGAAGAGGUGGCGAGUCUGCCGAAGGAGAGGCCUGGCCGCAGGGCCCGCGGCUCGCCCUUCACGCGGAGCAGCACCAUUGUCCGUUCCCAGACUUUCUCGCCCGGAGCGCGAAGCCAGUACGUUUGCAGACUUUAUCGUAGUGACAGUGACAGUUCAACGCUGCCCCGGAAGUCCCCCUUUGUCCGAAACACUUUGGAAAGACGAACCCUUCGCUAUAAGCAGCCCUGCAGGUGCUCCCUGGCGGCGCUGGCGGCGCGCACGUCCCUGGACCUGGAGCUGGACCUCCAGGCGUCGCGGACGCGGCAGCGGCAGCUGAACGAGGAGCUGUGCGCCCUGCGCGAGCUGCGCCAGCGCCUGGAGGACGCCCAGCUCCGCGGCCACGCCGACCUCCCGGUGCCCGGAACUGGCAGGGGCUUCCAUCGCUCUUCCUUAAAACUGGAAGCAAACCCUUCUGUUCACCCCGCGUUGCUGUUCCAGACGAGACAGACCAAACUUGACUUCCAUCAAGAACAGGCAGCUGAGAAGACGCUGAAGAAGGCCUCCAGAGGGGCGUGCCAGCUGCGCGGGCGGAACCUCAGAGAGCCGGUCCAGGUGCAGGCGUUCAGGGAGAAGAUAGCAUUUUUUACAAGACCAAGGAUUAACGUACCUCCUCUGCCCGCCGACGAUGUUUGA